GCCAAUCCACUCGCGCAGUUUUCUCUCCCGAAAUCCACGGUGAAUAGGUGACACCUCGCCGUCGCCGGAAAAAAAAAUGCUGUCAUCCACCGCUCUCCGGCCGCCGCCACCGGCGGCGCAGCCCGCGACCGUCGCUUCGGCGGCUGCCGGGCGGCGCGCGUCGGCGGGCGGGGCAGUGGUUCGCGCGGUGCGGAACUACGACUCGAUCCCGAAGCGGGAGCCCUUCAGCUCGAGCCGCAGCGUCCUCGACGAGUUCCUCAGGCAGGAGAAGCCCCUCGUCCAGCAGACCAAGGACCAGAUCACAGAUUAUUGCACAACACUUGAAGGCGAUGAAUGCUGUAGCUGUUGGGAUGCUUACUUUGAACUCAAUAAACUUGAGGAGGAGCUACCCAAAGAGGAAAUUGCAAGGAUGGUGAAGGAUUCAGAGGGAGAUCCAAGGUACCUGAUCAAUAGCAUCCAUCACCGUUCAGAUCUACGAAAGAAGAUGGCUGAGAAAUCUCGUAACUCAGUAUCAUCGAACUCUCUGAGUCAAGCUGCGAAACCAAGGCCUUUCCCUGUGCCUGAUGGAUUGCCGAAAACGCAGGAAGAGCUUGAUGAAGAACAGGAGGCCCUAAUGCCGGAGUCCUCUUAUACAAGGCUACUAAGAAGAAUGGGGAGAUAUCCUGAUUGGUAUACACCUCGCCCAGAUCAUGAAACCGACUGAAGCAAGUCGCCAAUAUUCCAUAUACUGCUCCUUGUGAAAAUUUUGUAUUCGUCGUGAGAUAGUGAUGACGCUUGAAGCUCUCUGGGUUAGGUUCGUGUACAAGGUUCAUCAUGGUAGCUAUCCAGGUUCAUGAUUGUAUAAUGGUGUUCAGGUCCUCCUUCCAGCUUUGCUCCAUACGAUGGCUUGCACAAAGUUGUCCUUCUGUGUAUAUAUUCCGGAACAGAGUUUCUGAAUAUUUUUCCUGGUUCAAUGGCAAGAGUUAAAGAUUAACAUA
Oryza brachyantha (malo sina) is the source of this 977-nucleotide messenger RNA. Its product is annotated as CCG-binding protein 1. Gene Ontology annotation, biological process: pollen tube guidance. The record is from RefSeq and is a predicted model, not a curated record. Gene Ontology annotation, molecular function: mediator complex binding. Gene Ontology annotation, cellular component: nucleus; cytosol. The coding region runs from base 77 to 703 and encodes 208 amino acids. The transcript has 3 exons. Lineage: Eukaryota; Viridiplantae; Streptophyta; Magnoliopsida; Poales; Poaceae.